Molecule: messenger RNA, 6532 nt
Organism: Acromyrmex echinatior (Panamanian leafcutter ant)
Lineage: Eukaryota; Metazoa; Arthropoda; Insecta; Hymenoptera; Formicidae
Gene: Dscam2
Product: Down syndrome cell adhesion molecule 2
Biological process (GO): cell-cell adhesion
Molecular function (GO): protein binding
Source: RefSeq, a predicted model, not a curated record
GUGCAGCUGCUGUAGUAACGUCCGCAGGCGGGCACGGCUUCGACGCGCACCUACGUGGCCCCAGCUUCGUGCUGGAACCGCCGUCGAGGAUUGAAUUCUCCAAUUCCAGCGGCGCCUGGUUGGACUGCACGGCCUCCGGAAGUCCACCGCCCAACAUCGACUGGUCCACCGCGGACGGGCAUCCGGUGAACGAUGUGUCGGGCGUGCGAAGAGUGCUCAGAAAUGGCACUCUGGUACUCCUGCCGUUUCCGGCCGCGGCCUAUCGGCAAGACGUUCACAGUGCCGCGUAUAGAUGCGUGGCGAGCAACACCGUCGGCAGAGUACUCAGUCGCGAUGUACAAGUCAGAGCAGUGGUGGCUCAAGCAUACAAAGUCGAGGUGGAGGUGACGGGGGGCGCAUCGAGGGGAUGCACUGCAAUAUUACGCUGCAUCAUACCCAGCUACGUCAAAGAUUUGGUGCGCGUCGUAUCCUGGCUGCACGAACCUUCGUCCUACAUAUAUCCCUCGCUACAAGGAGAUGGCAAGUUCCACCUGCUUCCCACGGGAGAGCUUCUGGUGCAUAGCCUCGAGUUCAGCGACCAGCUGAAUGGCUACAGAUGCCGCACAAUGCACCGUCUCACGAGACAAGUGGUCGUUAGUUCUAUGGCCAACAUUAGGAUAGCAGAUCACAGAGGCGUAAUGCCUCCCGUGAUACUCGAAAACUCCGGUGUCGUACACGUCGCCCAGGACGAAUCGACGUCGUUGGUCUGCGUGGCGCAAGCCUGCCCUUCGCCCGAAUAUCGAUGGUUUGCGCAAACAGGAGCAGAGCCAAUGUUGGUACUCUCUGGACCCAGAACCAGACUUCUUGGUUCUGUGUUGGCCAUCGAAGCAGUAACAUUAGAAGACAGCGGUGUAUAUCGCUGCUCCGCUUCUAAUCCUGGUGGCGAAGCGAGCGCUGAGAUCAGGUUAAUUGUGACGGCGCCUCUUCACGUGGAAGUGACGCCUCCGUUGCUCAGUGUUCACUUAGGUGGCAACGCCGAGUUCAGAUGCGAGGUCGGCACGCAUCCGCAGGCUGGACCACACUUUAUCACAUGGUAUAAGGACGGCCGGCAACUUCCAGGGACAGGAAGGCAAUCGGAAUUACUGAAGCUCAACGGAAUUGGAAGGGAAGACCGCGGCAUGUAUCAAUGCAUUGUGAGAAGGUCGGAAGGCGAUACAGCUCAAGCGUCAGCGGAACUUCAACUGGGCGACGCGCCGCCCGUGCUCCUAUACUCAUUCAUCGAGCAGACUCUCCAGCCAGGACCCGCCGUGUCCUUAAAAUGUUCCGCCGCAGGAAAUCCUACACCUCAAGUAUCAUGGGCGUUGGACGGUUUUCCUUUACCGACUAAUGGAAGAUUCGUCAUUGGUCAAUACGUGACAGUGCAUGGCGAUGUUAUAUCCCACGUCAAUAUAAGCCACGUAAUGGUGGAGGACGGAGGUGAAUAUUCCUGCACAGCCGAAAAUCGCGCGGGAAAGGUGACACAUGCUGCACGACUGAAUGUUUACGGACUUCCAUACAUACGCCUAAUCCCGAAAGUGACCGCCGUCGCCGGCGAGACUCUCCGUUUGAAGUGUCCGGUGGCUGGAUAUCCGAUCGAGGAAAUCAAAUGGGAGAGAGCUAAUCGUGAAUUACCAGACGAUCUGCGUCAAAAAGUACUCACGGACGGCACCCUGAUGAUCAGCAGUGUGCAGAAGAAGGGUGACGCUGGAGUAUACACCUGCUGGGCGAGGAACAAGCAAGGUCACAGCGCCAGAAGAUCCGGAGACGUCGCAGUAAUCGUACCCCCUAUUAUUGAGCCAUUUACGUUCCAAGAGGGACUAUCCGAGGGGAUGCGGACGCGGACGGUGUGCGGGGUCGCGGCGGGAGAUCCACCUUUGACCAUAUCCUGGCUGAAAGACGGCCAAAGUCCCUUUCCCUUACCGCCGAAUCUGGCGUCCGUCGCAAACGUCUCCCAACUGGAUCCCUACUCGAGCCUCCUCAGUAUAACGAAUCUCGCGGCCGAGCACUCCGGCGACUAUACCUGCGUCGCCGCGAACCCCGCCGCCGAGGUCAGGUACACGGCCAAGCUACAGGUAAAAGUGCCGCCCAGAUGGAUCGUCGAGCCAACCGAUGUAAGCGUCGAAAGGAAUCGCCACGUCGCGCUGCACUGCCAGGCGCAGGGCGUCCCGACGCCGACGAUCGUAUGGAAGAAAGCUACCGGAAGCAAAGCCGGUGAUUACGAGGAGUUGCGCGAAAGAACUUACACCAAGAUUCUCAGCAACGGCACUCUAUUGCUGCAACACGUGAAAGAAGACAGAGAGGGCUUCUAUCUGUGCCAUGCGAGUAAUGGCAUUGGAAGCGGUUUAGGCAAAGUCGUGCAAUUAAAAGUCAAUUCGUCUCCAUAUUUCGCGGCGCCUUCAAGACUUGUUACUGUAAAGAAAGGGGACACGGCGACGUUACACUGCGAAGUACACGGCGAUAAGCCGGUUACCGUUACCUGGCUGAAAGGUGGUAAAAGCGAGUUGAAUCCCUCGACGAAUUACCGCGUCGCAGUGAAGCAGGAAGUAACGCCGGACGGUGUCAUCGCGCAAUUGCAAAUCUCAUCGGCGGAAGCAGCUGACAGCGGUGCGUACUUUUGUCAAGCGAACAAUCUUUACGGGCGCGAUCAGCAACUGGUGCAACUCCUCGUGCAAGAACCACCUCAACCGCCGAGCGCCCUAGAAACUGCUAUGGUGGCUAGUCGCAGCAUUAACGUUAAGUGGCAGCAUAAGUCGCAGGACACUAGCGAAGUCACUAAAUAUAUCCUUCAGUAUAAAGAGGGCGAAGGCGGAAUAUGGCAGCAACAAGAGUUUACUGGGCCACCCUUACCAUAUGCGGCAUUAAUCGACGAUUUAAAACCCGCCACGAGAUACACCAUACGCGUGAUAGCGGAAGGUCCAGCAGGCCGAUCUGUUCCCUCAGCGGAACUUCUUGUCAGAACCGAACCGCAGAAACCAGCUGGUCCGCCAAUGAAUCUCGCAGCCAGACCUCUCUCCUCGUCUGAAAUACUCGUCACUUGGUCACCGCCUUUAAUGGAACUUCGCCAUGGUGACAUACAGGGUUUCAAUGUCGGUUAUAAGGAAACGAGCUCAAACAAUCCAUCGUACAACUUCAGUUCCGUCUCGGGCGAUGGAGAGGAAGGAGGCGGAGAGCUUCGACUUACAGGUCUUAGGCCAUACACCAGAUAUACUCUUGUCGUUCGAGCUUAUAAUCAGGUGGGGCCAGGACCUUUGUGUGAACCACUGAUCACGCAGACCUUGGAAGAUGUUCCCAGCAUGCCACCAGAAGAUGUGAGGUGCGCGGCACUUUCUUCCCAAUCCUUGCAAGUGUCCUGGCAACCCCCGCCCAGCACUCACAGCAAUGGUAUCAUCCAGGGUUAUAAAUUAAAUUACGAACCGAUUUUGGCAGACGCGUGGCGAGGCGUAGACGAGAUGGAGGUUCGUAAAACAAGUGCUCUAACAACGGUUUUAACUGGGCUCAGACGAUACACCAAUUACACUAUCCAGGUUUUGGCUUAUACCAGAAUUGGCGACGGUGUGCCUUCCGCUACAACUUACUGUCAGACGGAUGAAGAUGUGCCAGGCAGUCCGGCUGAUAUUAAAGUCGUCGUGAGUUCACCACAGGCUCUUUUCAUCUCAUGGCUACCACCGCUUGAGCCAAACGGAGUUAUUACGAAAUACAAUCUUUAUACAAGAGUCGUCGAUGGACGAGAGGAGCUCAAUCACGGCAAGAAGACAUUACCGGCGUCGAGCACGUACUUCGAGGCGACUGAUUUGCAGCAACAUGUCGAGUAUCAAUUCUGGGUAACUGGUAGCACACGAAUGGGCGAGGGCCAAAGUUCGAGAGUGGCGGCGCAAGUACCGACGAAUCGUGUGCCAGCCAGGAUCACGUCCUUCGGCGGUCAUGUGGUGCGUCCAUGGCGAGGUUCGGCGACUUUGGCGUGCAACGCGGUCGGGGAUCCGACAAGAGAUUGGUACAAGAGUACCACGGAGCAGAUACGCACCGAUUCCACCAGGAACGUGCAGAUUCUAACGACUGGAGAACUCGUGUUGUCAAAUCUGCAAUCACAGGACAGUGGAAAUUAUACCUGUCAGGUGGAGAACUCUCAAGGCAGUGACAAGCUGCAUUAUACUCUCACGGUGCAAGUUCCGCCCAGUGCGCCUGUAUUAUAUGUAACUAGCUCUACGUCGAGCAGCGUGUUAUUACAUUGGAAAUCCGAGCAUAAUGGUGGUGCUCCUUUGACGGGUUACACACUAUAUUAUCGAACUGCUCAUGGUACCCUUGAUGAGUUACAACUAUCUCGCCAUGCCACUAGCCACGAGCUGAAGGGGCUCCUGUGCGGAAACACGUAUCAGUUAUAUCUAACAUCGCAUAAUAAAAUCGGUAGCAGUCCAUCAUCACCGGUGCUCUCAGUUCGAACUCAGGGCCAAGCUCCGGGCAUUCCACCGGCGGCUGCCUUCCUUAGCCCAAAUUCUACCACUUUAGUGCUGCGAUUGCACGUCUGGCCUGAUAAUGGUUGCCCUAUAAAAUAUUUCGUUAUACAGUAUAGACCAAUAAAUGAGUUUCAUUGGACUCUGGUGUCGAACAACGUCAAGAUGCAACGGCGAUUCGUCGUAACUAAUUUAACACCUAGCUCGGUCUAUCAACUCAAAGUCGAGGCUCACAACGUAGCCGGCAGCAAUCAGGCGGAAUUUACGUUUGUAACGUUGACGAAGGAAGGUGAAACACCGCCGCCAGGAUUAUCGAAACGCGGGAUGACAUCGGCCAUGCCGUUUUAUGCGGAUAUUAAGGUGAUACUGCCAUUGCUAGUGGCUACUGUCGCUUUGGUCGCCGCAGCGGUGAUUGUUGCCUUUCGCUGGAAGAAUAGAUACUUGGGAGGUCAAAUGCAACGGCCGAUGAAAGAGUCGCAAGAGAAUCAACAGAAUGCGGAGACACAGCGAGAACGUUAUUAUGCCACGAUUCAUAAAGUGGCAUUACAACAAGCGGCAAAUACGGGUGCGGGGCCCGACAAGAUUCCAGGUGAACCUUUGUUACGAUAUGGACAACUACCAGAGACAGCGGAGGACAUUUCGCCGUACGCUACGUUCCAGCUUUCGGAGGGUGGCGGGGGAAGCCUGGCAGGAUUGGGCGCAUUGGGCGGAUGGGGAGGCGGGGGGGAAGCCACAGCGGCCGGUCUCCACCCGAACAACACUCUUCUACACAGCUUCAUGUAUCACGAGCACGCCAUGACCGAAGGGUGCGCGAGCCCUCCACCGGCGGCGACGAGCAUGAAGCGGCAACAGAGAAAGCAGCAAACCCCAGGCGAUGUCGAGAGCGACGAGAGCGAAUCUGACCCGGACCAACUGAUAAGCUCGCGCACGGAAUCGUCGAAUCAGCUGGACGCUGGAAAAUUAAAACAUAUUCGCGCGGUCUCGGACUUUAUUUAUCACGGCACGUCGAGCACGUCUUCGGACAUUUCUCCAAUGUCCGAACAGAAGUCACUGCCACGGAGGGGGCGAUCAAGAUGGCAUGUUCCCAGCAGGAGCUCUCUACGCACACUACUACCGCCGAUCUCGGUCGCGGAGACCGCGUUCGUCGGCAGCAAUCAGGGAGCAGUUGUACCCACGCCGGGGAACGGAGACCGACCGGAGCUCAGCGAGGCCGAGUGCGACAUCGACUCUCUGAAGAAGCUGAAACUGGGGCUGCGAAGCUCUUUGUGGUCGCGGCCAAGCACUCAGAAUAAUCCCUCCUCGGAUUACUCCAUCGCCGUUUAAUCUGUCCCCGAAUGUCACAAUCCCCACGGUAGCACCCCUUUUUCUCUUAACCCCAUGGGCCAAAGAUUAGGUAAAUUGAUCUCUUCCCUUCGUGUCUCGUCAAGAAUUUCCUCGUGGCCAUUCGUAGGGCCAAUCGACUGCCACGUCUUCUGUCGACGAUAGGUAAAUUACGUUCUGCUCGUUAAUGAUGAUCGAGGGAGAGGCGUGCAUAAAUAAGAUCGGGAAGGAUCGAGACAACGAAGAUGGACGAUUAUAGAGGAACACACGUGUGUGCAUAUAAAAUCAGGUAGAAGAUGAUUUCUUGCCAGAGAUGAAAAAUCUUAAUUCCCUGAAAUAUUUAAAUUAUAUUAUUAUUUUACAAUAUAAAAAUAAGUUUUCGCAUUGCAGAUAUUAACUUUUGCAAUAUUUAAUCAACGAUAUACUUAUAAGCUAUAUAUAAUGACAGAACGCGACACUAUAAGACCUAUUCUUCUAUAAACGUGUGUCUUCGUUGAUCGAGCCGAGAGAACUAGUCGAAAGUAUCUAUAAGUACGUGCUUCUCCUCUUCCUUGUCUAUGACGCGACGUGAGAUAAUACACAUGCGUGGAAUGCGUGAAGUGUGUGAGUGAGUCCAAGUCCGAAUGCGUGGAUGAUCGUCGAAUCGCGUGUACGAAUGCGUGCCAAAACGACAAUUUGCUCAGACCGCUGCGAGUCGUUUCGCCGGCGGGUGAUCCAUUCGAGACCAAAGACUUAAUCGUAUGUAC